AUGACGUCGCCGUGCAUGGAAAAUGGAAAAUGUAAAAAAAACUUCCCAAAGCCGCAUACGAAUGACACGAUCACGGAUAUUGAUGGUUAUCCAAUGUAUCGCCGCAGAAGUACUGAGAAUGGUGGCCAUACAUUUACAAUGCGACUGCCGAACUUUCAAAAUCAAGUUGAGUUUGAUAAUCAGUGGGUGGUACCAUACUCACCACUACUUUCAAAAACUUACAAAGCUCAUAUCAAUGUUGAGCUUUGCAGUUCUGUUAAAUCAAUUAAGUAUAUUUGUAAAUACGUAAACAAAGGCAGUGAUUUGGCCAUAUUUGAAGUACAAAACAUAAAUAAAAAUGACGAAAUAGCACGAUACCAAAUGGGCAGAUACAUUAGCAGCAAUGAAGCUAUUUGGCAUAUUCUCAGCUUUCCCAUCCACGAAAGAGAUCCUGCUGUCCAACAUCUGGCAAUACAUCUUGAAAACAGUCAACGUGUAUACUUCACUGAAGAAAAUGUUCUCCAAAGAGCGUUCGAAGCUCCGAAAACGACUCUAACUGAAUUUUUUACAUUGUGUCAAAAACCUGAUGUUUUUGGCCAAUUCGCGAAGACAUUGGUGUAUGGUGAUGUUCCGCGUUAUUUCACAUGGAACAAAUCCAGUAAAAAAUGGGAGCCACGGAAACAAGGAAAACCACAUCCUUCUAUUACAGGCAUAUUCAAAGCUAAGACAUUGGGGAGACUUUACACGGUACAUCCAAAGCAACGUGAGUGCUUCUAUUUACGUUUGUUAUUGGUGAAUGUUCCCGGACCAACGUCUUUUGAAUUUUUACGAACAGUUAAUGGUCGAGUAUUUAAUACAUACCAGGAUGCAUGUCGUGAACUGCAAUUGCUAGAAGACGAUAACCAUUGGGACUUAACGCUUGCUGAUGCUGCGUUGACAUCAACACCGAAUAACAUUCGUCAGUUGUUUGCAAUUAUUUUGACGACAUGUUAUCCCUCGCAAGCACAAACUUUGUGGGAAAAAUAUAAAAAUUGUAUGACAGAAGACAUCUUGCACCGAAUUAGACAAACAAAUCAAUGCCAAAACAUAGAUUAUACACCAGAGAUGUACAAUGAAGCAUUGGUCUUGAUCGAGGAUUUAUGUGUUCUUAUUUCAAAUUUACCACUUAAUCAUUAUGGUAUGCCAUCACCUAAUCGUCCAGCCACCGACUUAGUCAAUACCGAUUUACAACGAGAAAAUCAAUAUGACCAUGGAAGUUUAGCAACAAUUAUCAUGAACAGUGAACCAUUACUGACAGCAGAACAAAAAAUUAUUUAUGAUCGGAUUAUGCUGGCUGUUGCUGCUGAACAAGGCGGUUUUUUUUUCUUGGAUGCACCCGGUGGAUCCGCACAUUCAACAUUCAAGCUGCCAUUGGACGUUCAUAAUAAACCAGAUGCAAUGUGUAACAUCAAAAAGAAUAGUGGAAUAGCUGCAGUGUUGCGGAAGAGUUCUAUAAUAAUUUGGGACGAGUGCACAAUGGCACACAAAUAUUCACUUGAAGCAUUAAACAGAACUAUGCAAGAUUUAAACAGCAAUAAUAAACUUUUCGGUGGUGCUAUCUUACUUUUGUCUGGUGACUUCCGGCAGACCUUACCGGUUAUACCUCGCUCUACUUUCGCGGAUGAGAUUAAUGCAUCUUUGAAACAAUCAUUCUUAUGGCGAAGUGUUGAAACACUUCGAUUGACCAUAAAUAUGCGAGUACAAUUGCAAAAUGAUCCAUCAGCACAAAUAUUUUCCGAACAACUACUAGAUAUUGGGAACGGUAAAAUAGAACUGCAACCAAAUACGCAAUGCAUUAAACUACCAGACAAUUUUUGCACUGUUGUUCAGGAUAAAAAUGAAUUGAUUCAGAGUAUUUUCCCGGAUAUACAGAAUAAUUAUUUGAAUCAUGAAUAG
Messenger RNA from Neodiprion fabricii, 1914 nucleotides. RefSeq lists its product as uncharacterized. Gene Ontology annotation, molecular function: DNA helicase activity. NCBI's taxonomy places the organism in Eukaryota, Metazoa, Arthropoda, Insecta, Hymenoptera, Diprionidae. The coding region runs from base 1 to 1914 and encodes 637 amino acids. The record is from RefSeq and is a predicted model, not a curated record. The transcript is spliced from 2 exons. Gene Ontology annotation, biological process: telomere maintenance; DNA repair.